Molecule: messenger RNA, 1909 nt
Organism: Tricharina praecox
Lineage: Eukaryota; Fungi; Ascomycota; Pezizomycetes; Pezizales; Pyronemataceae
Product: sphingosine kinase
Exons: 6
Coding region: 384-1868 (494 amino acids)
Biological process (GO): sphingosine biosynthetic process
Cellular component (GO): membrane; intracellular membrane-bounded organelle; cytoplasm
Source: RefSeq, a predicted model, not a curated record
UUUGCUUGUUCCGGUUCCUGCAUAAUUACUUCAUCAACUUCUCCGGCCGAUUUCCUGCUUGGCCAACUUAGUACAAUACAGCCUGCCAAACCCAUGAUGGGCUCGUGGGGCACCUGGCUCCCCACCAGAUCUGAGCCGGGGCGAGCUACGUAUUUGGCCUAAUCGCCAGGCGCACAACGCAGGCACGCGUUCUCUCCCUGACCACAUGCUCGCUUUAAAGUAGGUGGUAGUGGUAGGCAUACUACACAGCUUCCCGAGCUUUCCGGUCCGAACCUGCCUUUUCUAUUUCAUCCCUCCCCAUCUCCUACCGGCUUUCAGAUGAAAAAAAGCCCUAUAACGCACCGUACCGUACCGCAUAUCCACGAUCCACGCCGACGACGCCAAUGUCAACCGAACCACUCAUGGGCACUCCCUCUCCCUCCUCCUCCUUCGAUGCGAGGCCCGGGCCCGAGUUUACCCUCAGCCUGGGGAAACAGCUUUCGCUGAGUAUCGGAGCAGAAGCACUACAUAUCCAAGAUACCCACAUUCCGAAAUCCGCGUCGCGGUCAUGCUGCGGAUUCGCCGGCACCUCCGACCUCGCGAAUAGUGUGACGAUACCGCUUUACAACCUGCUGUGGGUUGACGUCGGCGAUGCUUCGGUCACGAUAAAGUUUGCGGCGGAGACGUCGAAGUCGAGGGUGAAGGCCAGCAGCCUUACGUACCCGUACGAUCUACCGGCUCGCUCGGCGGUCGAGGCGUGGACGGAGAGGGUGCUGGGCGCGGCGUACGGCACAUUGAUACAACGGCCACGAUACAAGGUCCUGAUAAAUCCCUUCGGCGGCCAGGGCAAUGCAGCACGGCUGUUCGAGACGGCGUGUAGGCCGAUUUUGGAGGCGGCGAAUUGUUCUCUCGAUGUUCAGACCACGGAAUGGACCGGACAUGCGGUCGAUAUCGCGCGCGAGAUUGAUAUCGAGGCUUACGAUGCGAUACUUUGUUGUUCUGGCGAUGGUGUUCCGCAUGAAGUUUUUAAUGGGUUGGCGAAGAGGGAUGAUGCUAUGAAGGCGCUGAAGACUAUCGCCGUGGGUCAGCUACCUGGAGGUUCUGGAAAUGCCAUGUGCUGGAAUCUCACAGGAACGGGAGACCCGUCUGCGGCAACAUUAUCGAUCAUCAAAUCCUCACGGAAGUCCAUGGACCUUGUUUCGAUCAGUCAGGGAGAUCAGCGGUUCCUCUCUUUCCUGUCACAAUCGUUUGGAAUCAUCGCCGAGGUGGAUCUUGGGACGGAGGACUUGCGAUGGAUGGGCGGUGCGCGAUUCACUUACGGUCUGAUGCAACGAAUAUGGAGGCAAACAGUAUACCCAUGCGACCUAGCGGUGAAGAUCGCGAUCGAUGAUAAAGACACGAUCCGGGAACAUUACCGGCAACACGAGGCGCAAGGGGUUCUCCAUGGCGAGACGGGGCUUCCCGAGUUGCGGUUCGGCACAGUCAAUUCCGAGUUGCCGGACGAUUGGGAACUCAUCCACCAGCCGAAUAUGGGGAACUUCUACGCUGGGAAUAUGUCCUGGAUGUCGGCCGGCGCGAAUUUCUUCCCCGCAUCGCUGCCGAACGACGGGAUGUUUGAUCUCGUCUGCGUGGCCGGCAAUAUCAGCCGUCGGCAAGCUUUGAAGAUGCUUGUUUCCGUUGAGACCGGAGAACAUUUCGAACUGCCACACGUGUCCUACCGAAAGAUACUAGGCUACCGGAUCAUUCCACACAAGCGCCCUGGCGUGACAGAGGAGUAUAUCAGUAUAGAUGGGGAGCGCAUUCCGUUCGAACCGUUUCAGGCUGAGGUCAUCAAGGGGUUGGGAACUGUACUGGCCAGAACCGAGCAGUAUCUGGCACCUGGUGUUUGAGGGGGAGGUGAGGCAAGGGAGGAAGGGCAACUCGAGGAAUG